This is a messenger RNA of Cladocopium goreaui, 1212 nucleotides long. NCBI's taxonomy places the organism in Eukaryota, Dinophyceae, Suessiales, Symbiodiniaceae. The record is from the annotation of a GenBank genome assembly.
AGUCCACCGCUGCAGGGGCUGUGUGGAACAGACAGCCCAUACCAGCGCAGCGCGGUGAGCAGCCAAUGACUGGAUGGGGCAUUAUCGCUUACAGUGUGGUUCCCCUGGGGAUCCUCUUGAUGGUGCUGCUCUUGAGCGACAUUAACUUUUUCAUGUACAUCGCUCAGAAAGUUUUGAGCGCACCUGUGAGCAUCGGAAGUCUGCGCCUGAACGUGGCAGUGAUUGCCAGCUCUUUCUGUGCUUGCUUGACGCUGCUAAGUUAUGCAGCCGUUCGGCGCUCCAUGACAAAAUACCAUGCUGCACAGCCACAGGUGAUGCCUUUGAGAGACUACGACAAGAUGAAAAUGUUCUACGACAAGCGGAAUUUCUGGAUCUCAGUUGUUGGACUCUUAGCUUGGCUGUCCUCAUGGCGAUUAGAAGCCCUCUACCGGAAACGCUUCGAGAUGGCUGCUGCAGGGACGAACCGGCCCUCUCGUAGUGUGUUGUCCCGUUUGUCAUGGAUUGUGGCUGGCUGUGGAGUGCUAUUGCUGGCCGAUCUGCCGCUGUGUCGAGCCAAUUACAAGAUGCAGCUGUCGUUGCAUGUAACGCCUGGAAAGGAAGAGUUACUUCCCGCAGCUUCCGCGUGUGAGGGAGUGUUUCUGGGUGAUGCAGGCACUGGCUGUGCUGACUUCUGCCAACAAGUCAGACUUCUUUCAGAGGAGCGACAGAGUUGUGUACUCUUUGCUCGGAAGUGGCAUCUUUUAGGCCGUUGGGCAGCGCAGUUGUUUGACCAAGCCAGGGAUGUGCAACAGGACCAGAGCCAUGUAGACAAGCUCUUUGCGAAGAAGACCUGUGCAGAGGUGCUUCGCAGUGUGGACCGGAGCAACGAGGCUGUGGAUUUCCUCUGCUCCAUUUGUGCAGUCCUGGCAUUGCUAUUGGCCUUUGCAGCCUUUGCCCAGGGUCUUCAGGAGUUUAUUCCACAAGCCAAGCAGCGCAAAGACUGAAGCUUUGGCUUGGACCGUUGAAAAUGGAUCGGCAUGUUGCAGGAUCGCAGUCCACGAAGGGGCUAGAUCGAUCUGGUCCAUGCUGAGACUGCGACUCUUUUCAUGUCGGCGCAUCGUUUUCAGAAAAUACGGAUGAGCUGAGUUGAUGCAGAAAACAUCUUUCAGUUCUGCACUAUGACAUUCCGUCUUGCUUGGAGGACUGGAAGACUUCAAGAUUAUCAGAUGUACG